Molecule: messenger RNA, 1725 nt
Organism: Tachysurus fulvidraco (yellow catfish)
Lineage: Eukaryota; Metazoa; Chordata; Actinopteri; Siluriformes; Bagridae
Gene: tmem38b
Product: transmembrane protein 38B
Exons: 6
Coding region: 171-1079 (302 amino acids)
Biological process (GO): potassium ion transmembrane transport
Cellular component (GO): membrane
Molecular function (GO): identical protein binding; potassium channel activity
Source: RefSeq, a predicted model, not a curated record
GCUAUUCGAGCCGUUGGCCCCGCACAUCGAGAUCAGCUGUUAGCCGCAGUGUUAGCACUUCACACCUGCUGCAGCUGGCAGACUGGCAGCUCUCAUCUGAUGCUCUGGAAACAAACCCUGGAGUUAAAGGAAUAACAUUGUAAUGUGAGAGAAAGAAGGAAAGGAACGGAAUGGAUUUGUUCGGGUUGCUGAAUGUAAACGAGCUCGCUGUAGCUUUGUCCAAACUCAACAUGUUUCCGUAUUUUGAAGCUGCUCAUUACAUCGUGUCAGUGAUGUGUUUACGGGAACAACCAGGAGCAUUAGAAGUGUCCCGCCGCAGUCCUUUUGCGUGUUGGUUCAGUGCGAUGCUGUACUGUUUUGGAGGAGCUGUGCUCUCAGGAGUCAUCAUGGCUGAAGCUCCGAUCGAACCGCUGGCCAACAGCACCAACAUCCUGCUCGCAUCUUUAAUGUGGUACUUGGUGUUUUACUGUCCUCAGGAUGUGGUGUACUCCAGUGCCUCCUUCCUGCCCAUACGAUUGGUCCUCACAGCUAUGAAGGAAGUGACACGUACGUGGAAGGUUUUGGGCGGAGUUACACAGGCGAGCAAGAAGUACAAGGACAGCCUGUUUGUAAUGAUCGCAGUGGGCUGGGCUAAAGGUGCAGGUGGAGGCCUGAUGAGUAAUUUUGAGCAGCUGGUUCGAGGUAUUUGGAAACCUGAAACCAACGAGCUGUUGAAGAUGACAUACCCGACUAAGGUGACUCUGAUUGGCUCAGUGCUGUUCUCUCUGCAGCAGUGUCAGUAUCUCCCCAUGCACAGGCCGCAGCUGAUGCUCCUCUACACCGCCUUUACUGUCAUCAAUAAGACGAGGAUGAUGCUCAUGGGUUCCUCUUUCUCUCUGUUGGCUGGACUUGAGUCGGCUCUGUACGAAGUGCUGUUUGCACGACCUGUGACCUGCUCUCCCUCGACCGAUCAGAACAACUCCCACAUCACUUCUUCUUGCUCCAGCUCGGAGGCCAAAAGCUCUUCUUUUGUCAAGAACGGCUUGUCGCUUCCACAUGAACAAAAUGAUCCCGAGAAAGACAAGAAAAAAACAGAAUAGUUUUUUUUUUUUUUAAUCCUUUUCUUUCCCUUAUUUUUUUCUGCAAUACUGUGAUAUUUUCUCUAAAACAGUUUUCCACUUUUGUGGGUAAAAAUGUGGGUAAAAUUGAAAGACAUCAAUUUAUCUCUACUUGUAGCUGUAGAUUCUUUUUUUAUAUUUUAAGGUUUUGCUUGAUAUUUUGUAUAACGUUACUACAGAAAAUUUGUAGUAAAUUCUUUAUUUUUUUCCCCAAAACUUUUAUCUGUAUAUUUGCUGUGGAUCUGUAAAUAUUUCUAUUAUAAUUUUAUAAAAGGAAUCUAUUCUCACAAUUAUAUUUUAGAUAUUAUAUAAUAUAAUUUAUAUUAUAAGAAUGUGCUUUCUCACCUGUUGUCACCUUUUUGACAUCACGCUGCUAUCACACUGUCAUGUAAAGAGUUUCUACAGUAGUGAUUGAAUUUUUUUUAUCCUUCACUGGGUUAAACACUAUUGGGAAUGAAAAUGUUUAACAAGUUCAAAUUUGUUUACUGAAUAAAAUUGUCAAGCAAUCAGUCAAACCCAAAAGCAUGGUAUUGUGACUAAGGUCCCUACAGCAGAAUCGCUUCAUGAUAAAACACAAUACAAUGUAGUAUAAUAUAAAAAAUAAUAAAAAUGUGUAAAUUAAAAGUAA